Messenger RNA from Egretta garzetta (little egret), 561 nucleotides. RefSeq names its product CFAP97 domain containing 2 (gene CFAP97D2). The transcript is spliced from 5 exons. The record is from RefSeq and is a predicted model, not a curated record. Lineage: Eukaryota; Metazoa; Chordata; Aves; Pelecaniformes; Ardeidae. The coding region runs from base 1 to 561 and encodes 186 amino acids.
AUGCAUCGAGCCUACCAGCCAGUUUUACCAUGUGGCAACAAGUAUCUUCAGCUAAAAUGGGACAAAGCAAAGUAUGAAGAACACAAGAAAAGGGUUCAGGCAGCAAAACCAUUAGUGGACACAAGCACCCCUGCAAUAUACAGCCACCUUCAUCUGAAGUUUGGGAAGCUGAAGUUGGAGGAAGACCGACUUUCCGUCAUCGAAAGAAACAACCGUUUGCUGCUGGAGAAGGUGUCCUGCAUCAUGAGAGCAAAGGGACAAAUUGACAACAAAAAUGACUAUAAGGCCAAAAGUUUAAAUGGAGAAAAACGAAAGCAGGAGCUGCGGAGAGUGAACCAGGAGAACCGUGCCAUUCUGGAUAGAAUUACAAAGUCCCAGCCUCGGUAUCAAGUUCAGCGAUGGCAUGAGGAUUGGCAACGAGCUGAAAAAUACAUGGCCAACAUUGCGAGAUAUCCUCGUGGGCGGCAGAAGAGAAUAGUUUCCAAGUGGUUUAAUGAGUUGAACCAGUUCACUGAAGAUGAAUUUAAGAUUAAGGCCAUAGCUGACGCAAGGAAGAAGUAA